Messenger RNA from Salvelinus fontinalis (brook trout), 2551 nucleotides. Its product is annotated as T-cell differentiation antigen CD6-like. Lineage: Eukaryota; Metazoa; Chordata; Actinopteri; Salmoniformes; Salmonidae. The record is from RefSeq and is a predicted model, not a curated record. The coding region runs from base 208 to 2130 and encodes 640 amino acids. Gene Ontology annotation, cellular component: membrane. The transcript has 12 exons.
ACGAUGCUCAUGGAAACCACAAGUUGCAGCAGUGCAAACAGAAAUAGAGUGAGUACACAAGUUCUGACAUAUAGCACACUGCUUGAUUCAUGAUAAGAUCAGUAACGUGCGUUAUUUCUCAUUUGAUUGUUAUUAAUAUUAAAAGAACAAAGUUGUUUCUGUUGAGGAGUAUGCUCAAAGGACCCCGGCCUGACUGUUUUCUGGGAGAUGGAACUGUUCAGGACGGCAAUACUUCUGCCAGUUCUGGUCCUCUCUCAAGCCUUUCUAAAUAAAGACCACUCUGUUCCGGGGAACUUCUCUGGUUCGAGAGAGACUGAUGAGCAGAAGACAUCCAAUCUAACCAUAUCUCACCCCCCCAGGCUAUCUCAGCACUGCUCUGGGGUUGUCGAGGUGCUCCAUCAAGGGCUGUGGAGGCCAGUGACCUUUGACCUUGGGUCUGCAGAGUGGGCCAAAGUGGUGGAGGACAUAUGUACCAACCUGAGCUGCGGGGCAGUGUACGAGCGCAGACAGAAUGGCACAGCUACAUUAAACUACUCCAGCUCAACGUGUCUGAGCCAGUGUGUCUACAGAGACCUACUGGUGGAGAACUGUACAGAGCUCUCAUACACAGACUGCUCUAACCUGACUGAGAUAAUCUGUGGGCACCAGGCCGUGCGAUUGGCUGGAGGCUCACACCACUGUGAAGGACGGGUGGAGUUGUGGAGAGAGGAAAAAUGGGGAACGGUGUGUGACGAUAGUUGGGACCUGAGAGAUGGGGGCGUGGUCUGUGCUCAAUUGGGCUGUGGCUCUGCCCUAAAUGUGAGCGGGCAGGACGGGUCUUUUGAAGUGGGUGUUGGUCUGGUUCUCUUAGAUGAGGUGAACUGUGGGGGGAGCGAGAGGAACCUAUGGGAGUGUCCUUCCAUGGGGACAGUCAACGACUGUGGACACAAAGAGGACGCUGCAGUGGUUUGUUCAGGAAUUCCAUCUCAACCAGGCAACGAGACAGCAGAACAGAACACCCAGACUUCAACCACAGCAGGCUCAGUUCUACCAGUCACCAGUGCAGAGAGCUGGUCCUCUCCUCCCACAGCUGCUGUCUGGGGCUGCAUCGCAUUGUCUAUAGCCCUCCUCCUCACACUCCUCUCCAAUGCUUCACUCUUCCUGUCUUACAGGAGGAGAGCUGCACUUCUGGUUCACCAAAGACAAGAUGGACGUCUGCUGUCCAUCCAGUCUCAACACACUGACCGAGGGGAGAGAGUCAACCUCCUCACAGUCACCACAGACACAGCUGAUUACAGUGAGUUCCUACUGAUACACUUGUCAUCUCUGUGCCCUUUAGUUACUUGCAAUUUCAGGAAAUGUCUUAUUAGUUCAAGUGUCCCAUUUGUCAGAAUACAUUUUCUCUAUGUGGCCUUUCAUGCAGCUCCACAGUACCUUUCCCAACAACCCUCUCAGAAUGACACCGACGCCUUGUGUGACUCUGACUAUGAAAACUAUGACUUCAAUGACCAACCCUCUGUUGCCAUGGCUACUGCACUUGUCAGGGUCCUUGACAAUGGAGUAAGCACAAGCAGAGAGCCAUGGGAAACCACACAGACAGCAGAGACUUCUGACGCUCCUGAGAAAUAUAAUAUUAUUGCUGAGACAAUCAACGGCAUUGAGAGAAAAAACCCUGCCACCCAAAGUCUGCAUUCGCUGGUGUCAUCCAGCACGUCUUCUGGGGAAUGCUAUGAGAACAUUGAGACACUGGAGAAGGAGCUGCUGGACUCAGGUCCAGGUUUGAGGAGAACUGCCCUCACAGACUUGAUGUGUGGAAGAGAGCCAUCCUUGGGAUCGAGUAGUAGUACAUCAUCAGGGGAAUCCUACUACAACGUGGGGAUGGCAGUGGAACAGCAUCUACAGUCAGAGAACACCUAUACACAUUCCCCUGUGCAAUCAACCAGUACACACCAGGAUCAGCAACAGCCUGUGAACAGUAACUGCCACCUACUGAGCAGUCAAAAUCAAGAUGAUUCAAGCAGCUCAUCUUCCUCUGAGCUUUAUGAGAACAUAGAAGUCCAAGAUGAAAAGGGGAUUGGUGAUGUUACCGUGAAAGAAGACCCGGACCAGUCUCUUUCUGACAGUGACUACGAUGACAUAACAAAUUACUAGCAUUUCAUCGAACAUAGCAGUGAAGUGAGAACUAUAAAACUGAGUCAUUUACAUUUUAGCAGAUGCUAUUAUCCAGAAAGACAUACAGGAGCAAUUAAGUUUAAUUGCCUUGCUCAAGGGCACAGACAGAUUUAUUUUCACCUCGUUAGCGUGGGGAUUCAAACCAGCAACCUUUCGGUUACUGGCCCAACGGUCUUAACCCCCUUCGCUUCACCACUGCACAGAAUGACCAGCAUUGUGAACAAACAGCACUGUCACUCGUCAAUUCAACUAUGACUUGAUGUGAAUAGCCUAGUGUAUAAACGCAUAUGCAGAUGUUUUGUACAUAAUAUGAGCACGUUUUGCAAUCCAAAAUAUCUACUUCUGACCGGGCUAUCACAACAAAUGAAUGUCUAAGGAAGUUAAGCUUAUUUUUUUUGGG